Molecule: messenger RNA, 1307 nt
Organism: Pangasianodon hypophthalmus (striped catfish)
Lineage: Eukaryota; Metazoa; Chordata; Actinopteri; Siluriformes; Pangasiidae
Gene: ube2d1b
Product: ubiquitin-conjugating enzyme E2D 1b
Exons: 7
Coding region: 223-657 (144 amino acids)
Biological process (GO): ubiquitin-dependent protein catabolic process; protein polyubiquitination
Cellular component (GO): nucleus
Molecular function (GO): ubiquitin conjugating enzyme activity
Source: RefSeq, a predicted model, not a curated record
GCACACGGAGUGUUGCGUGGUUUGGGAUUUAACCCCCUCGAUCCAGGAAGUAGAAGUUGCUCGAGUCUCGGUCUCAUCAUCUACACCAGCUUCUCUCAGGGAAACACAAAGUAUUGUUAGCUCUUCUAUAGCAAUAAACUUGGACACAUUAACCGCAGGCUUCUUGAGCUGACUUACACACACACACACACACUCACACACUCACUCACACACUCCGGUGCUAUGGCGUUAAAAAGAAUACAGAAGGAGCUUCAAGAUUUGCAAAGGGACCCUCCUGCACAAUGCUCGGCUGGACCUGUUGGAGAUGACCUGUUUCACUGGCAGGCAACAAUAAUGGGACCUACUGAUAGUCCAUACCAAGGAGGGGUCUUCUUCCUUACUAUCCACUUUCCCACAGACUAUCCCUUCAAGCCUCCAAAGGUAGCAUUUACGACAAAAAUUUAUCACCCAAACAUAAACAGUAAUGGAAGCAUUUGCUUGGACAUCUUGAGGUCACAGUGGUCCCCAGCACUAACAGUUUCAAAAGUUCUAUUGUCCAUAUGCUCCUUGCUCUGUGACCCAAACCCUGACGACCCCUUAGUCCCAGACAUAGCACACAUCUACAAAUCAGACAAAGAAAAAAAAGCAUCUCAGCAUGCACAGCACAUCAAACCUUGAGGCGGAUGGGCUACAACAGCAGAAGAACACGUCGGGUUCCACUUCUGUCAGCCAAGAACAGAAAGCUGAGGCUGCACUGGGCACAGACUCACCAAACCUGGACAGCUGAAGACUGGAAACACGUAGCCUGCUCUGAUGAAUCUGAUUUCUGCUGAGGCACACAGAUGGUAGUGUCAGAAUUUGGCACCAGCAGCGUGAAUCCAUGGAUCCAACCUGCCUUGUGUCAGCAGUCCAGGCUGGUGGAGGUGGUGUAAUGGUGUGGGGAAUGUUUUCUUGGCACGUUUUGGGGCCGUUAAUACCAAUCAAUCAUCGCUUGAAUGCCACAGCCUAUCUGAGUAUUGUUACUGACCAUGUGUAUCUCUUCAUGGCCACAGUUUACACAUCUUCUAAUGGCUCUGUGAGUGUGAUUCUACACUUUUAUAGGGAAAAAGAUUAUUAUUAAUGGUUCUACUGGGAAUCUUUAAUGGUAGUAAAACCCUCCAUUACAGAGCUCCACUGAAAACCUUUAAGCAUUCCCUCUAGAGCCUUUUAAGUUGCUAAAUUUAACUUUUUUCUUAAGAGUGUACUAACCUGUUACAUAGCAAGUUAUAACAGGUAUAUAUGCGUGUUUGUGAUUGAGGUCAUUUCCCCCCUUUUUUGUUUUUUGUUUU